AUGUCAUCACUGGUUGCAAGGGAUGCUUCAUCUUCAACACUGGACGUUCCGAAAUUUGUCUUUAACACCUUAGUAUGGGGUUGGUUCAUUUACCGAACUGGAGAAUUUUUGUUUUAUUUCUUGUUACGUAAAUUUAAAAUUCCUCACGUUCCUAAAUUUCAAUAUAACCACAAUUUAAAACUUUCUGAGAAUAUGACAUUGAGAGAGAAAUGGAAAAAGAAAUCACUCUUUUCUCCCGAUGAUGAUGAUUUGCGUGCGAUUGAUUCCUCUCAACAACAACUGGUCGUGAAACAACCAACACUCAAAAGAAGACGUUUUGUUGCAGAAAGUGGUGAUGCAUCGCAUACAACUCUCGUGGAAAAAGUUGAGGACAAGUCCGAUAAUCAUUCUGCUUCUUUACAUCCAAAUUCUGCUGCAGCUUCUAAUGAUGAAGAAAUUACUGCAACAGAUCGGUUAGAAUUUGAACGAGGUCUAUCUAGAAGAAAACGAAAGACUCUUAAAAAACAAGAAAAGAGAGAUCGGAGGAUGAAGUUGGUUGAAAAAAUCAAUGAAGUCAAGUCAAAGGAUGAUAAAAAAAAGAAUAAAUCAUCCAAUAAGAAUAAGGAGUCAGUGACAUUUAAUUUUGAACCUAUCAGUAAAUUAUUAGCAGAGGAGACCACAGACAGUAAAAAGCAACCUCAACCACAACAGAAAACAACGACAAAUGUUAUCAAAAAGAAGAAUAAGAAUAUGAAAAGCGAAAUUCAACAAUUUACAAAUGUUGUCAAUCAUCCCGUGUUUCAGUCAAACCCUUUAGCAAGCAUCCAACUACAUUUGCGAAAUAAGAUGGCCACUAUUCAGCCCAACCCACCUUCUUCCCAACAACACUCAAAAACAAGUAACGUUGCAAAACAAAACUCGAAAACUAAUCCAUCAUCAUCUGCUCAGAAAAUCAGAAGAAAACUUAAACUCAAGAAACGGUCUGAUGACUCAUUCGAUCCUACACAGACAGUGGAUGAAGGUGUUGGAAAAAGAAAGAGAAAUGAUUAA
Molecule: messenger RNA, 1029 nt
Organism: Naegleria lovaniensis
Lineage: Eukaryota; Heterolobosea; Eutetramitea; Acrasida; Naegleriidae
Exons: 3
Coding region: 1-1029 (342 amino acids)
Biological process (GO): maturation of SSU-rRNA from tricistronic rRNA transcript (SSU-rRNA, 5.8S rRNA, LSU-rRNA)
Cellular component (GO): 90S preribosome; preribosome, small subunit precursor; nucleolus
Source: RefSeq, a predicted model, not a curated record